AUGUGUAGACAGAAGAAUCAAAAUAGAAAUCCAGCACGACAAAAAAGAUCAGGAGCUGUAACCGGGGGAUGGCACUGUGAGAAAAGGGAUUAUCUAAAGAACGAAUCUUUUACGAAAGACAACGGUAAUGUGCCAGAAACUGGGUGUCUCUCUAUCAUUGUUCUCGGUGCUUCUGGUGAUCUUGCCAAGAAAAAGACCUUCCCUGCGUUGUUUAACCUUUAUCGUCAGGGAUUUUUGCAAUUAAAUGAAGUUCACAUUUUUGGGUAUGCGAGGACCAAAAUUUCAGAUGAUGAAUUAAAAAAUCGUAUACGAGGGUACCUUUCUUCAGGAAAUGAAGGCGCAGUAGAUGUAUCAAAGUUUCUGCAAUUGAUUAAAUAUGUGAGUGGCUCUUAUGAUGCUGCGGAGGGAUUUCUGGCAUUGGACAAGGCAAUAACUGAGCAUGAAACAUCAAGAAACAGCUCAGAAGGAUUGUCUAGAAGGCUUUUCUACCUCGCACUUCCUCCAUCAGUAUAUCCACAAGUCUGCAAAAUGAUCAAGAAUUAUUGCACAAAUAAAUCUGAUCUUGGUGGAUGGACCCGUAUUGUUGUUGAGAAGCCCUUUGGCAAGGAUUUGGCUUCAGCUGAGGAACUAAGCUCCCAGAUUGGAGAAUUAUUUGAUGAACCACAGAUUUAUCGCAUUGAUCACUAUCUUGGCAAAGAAUUGGUGCAGAACUUGUUGGUACUUCGUUUUGCUAAUCGCUUCUUUUUGCCACUCUGGAACCGCGAUAAUAUUGACAAUGUACAGAUUGUCUUCAGAGAAGAUUUUGGAACUGAAGGUCGUGGUGGAUAUUUUGAUGAAUAUGGAAUUAUCAGGGACAUCAUUCAAAAUCACCUCUUGCAGGUUCUUUGCCUUGUUGCUAUGGAGAAGCCCGUUUCUCUGAAGCCCGAGUAUAUCAGAGACGAGAAAGUCAAGGUUCUCCAAUCAGUGGUUCCAAUCAAAGAUGAAGAGGUGGUUCUUGGACAAUAUGAAGGCUAUAGGGAUGACCCGACAGUUCCCGACAACUCAAACACCCCUACUUUUGCGACCAUGGUUCUUCGAAUACACAAUGAAAGAUGGGAAGGUGUACCUUUUAUACUUAAGGCAGGGAAGGCCCUAAACUCAAGAAAGGCAGAAAUUCGGGUACAAUUUAAAGAUGUCCCUGGUGACAUUUUCAAAUGUCAAAAGCAAGGUAGAAAUGAAUUUGUAAUACGUCUGCAACCUUCAGAGGCCAUUUACAUGAAGCUUACGGUCAAGCAACCUGGACUGGAUAUGUCAACUGCUCAGAGUGAACUAGAUUUGUCAUACAGACAACGUUAUCAGGGGGUUGUCAUUCCUGAGGCUUAUGAACGUCUAAUUCUCGACACAAUCCGAGGUGAUCAGCAGCAUUUUGUUCGUAGAGACGAGCUUAAGGCUGCCUGGGAGAUUUUCACACCACUUUUGCACCGAAUAGAUAAUGGCGAGUUUAAGCCAAUUGCAUAUAAACCGGGCAGCAGAGGCCCUGUAGAAGCAGACGAAUUGUUGGAAAAGGCCGGUUAUGUUCAAACGCAUGGCUAUAUUUGGAUCCCCCCAACGUUAUAA
Molecule: messenger RNA, 1596 nt
Organism: Fraxinus pennsylvanica
Lineage: Eukaryota; Viridiplantae; Streptophyta; Magnoliopsida; Lamiales; Oleaceae
Source: the annotation of a GenBank genome assembly